UUCCUGACACUCGCGACACCGUCGCAGAAAGCGCCGGCGCCGCCAUGUCCACGGUCGCCGCCGAACAACCCCACGCCCAGCGCGCCCCGCCUCCUCAUCCUCCCCUGCCGCUGCACUCCCUCACCGACGUCGACCUGGAAAACAUCCCCAUCGGAGACCUCCCUUCCGUAGCCGACUCAAUCAUCUCCAGCCUCUCCCAAAUCUCCGAUCCGGAAACCGCCCGUAUUCUUGAUCUCCUCCCAAAAUGCCUCGAGCUAAUCCGCAACUCGAGCGAAAUUGAAAACUCCAGAGACUAUCUGAACUCGUUGAUCGAUCGUCUUCUUAGUUGCGAUUGGUCUAACCUUAUUCUAGUGAAAAUGGUCUCAUUAAUCCGUGAACUUUCAUUUCUCGACAAGGGGAGGUGUAGAGAAAUUCUAGAAAAGGUGUUUGGCAGAAUGAGGGAUGUCGAAUUGCAAGACUUACCUUCGCUCGUGUACCAAUUGUUGGUUUUGGCUUCCAAGGGGUUUGGCAAGAGGGAGGUGAUGGAAGGGAUAGUGAAGUUCUUCGGGUCAAAAAUGGCGUCUAGGCCGAGCUCGAUCGCCCGUCAGGUCGAAGGCACUGUGUUGCUACAUGUCAAUUUUGCAGUGAAGCAGGACCCUUCUCUAGGGCAAGAAGUUAUUGGGCUGGUGAAAUCGGACCAUCGGGCCUUUAACCAUUUUACUGUUGCACUGUUGUUGUCAAUUGCAAGAGUUCGGAGGUUCAGUGAGAGUUCGACUAGGAUUUUGAAGACUGCAGUAGUUACAGCCUACCGUGAUUACAGUUUUGCCACGGUCUGCAAAUGGCUACCAGAUGGCUUGAAGAAGGAAUAUCAGCAAAGUGCUGAAGUAGUGGAGAAGGCUGUACUGAAAGCUGUGAGCGAGAGCAACUACGGAAGAGAGCAUAUUGUUCCUAGUAUUGUACAUUUUGGCUUUGUCUUGCUAGAAUCAGUAGAAGAGGGAAACAGUAAACAACUUGGCAAGUCUGAUGGUCUGAUGGGCAUCGAGGAGUUGGGCGUUCAGAUGCUGAAAACUUUAUUUGAGGUUCAUGAUAUGGCAAGAAAUGAGAUAACUGAACAAUGCAAAUUUCGCAUCCUUUCUUUAAAGCCUGAGCAGAGUUUACCUAUAAUAAGACUGCUUGGUCAUCUGGUUCUGAGGUAUCCAUAUCCCAUGUUGGAGCAUAUUUCACGUCUGAAGGAACUGUUGGAUUAUUUCACUUUCAUGCAUGGAAAACUUUCUUCCCAUCUAGUUGCCAUUCUAUUACCCCUCAUCAAGUUCAGCCGUGAUCUUCUGGAUUACAUCAUUUUAGUUGUGCGCAAGGCUAUGUUCAGCCGAGAAUAUUCUGUUCGUCUUGCAGCAACAAAUGCCAUUAUUGGUUUGAUUCUGGCUGAAAAGCAAUCAAAAACAGAUGGUCCAAACUCUUUUCAAGAAUCAUCAAGCCAAGCCAGUUGCAGCCAGCAAGCUGAAAUGCCCUGUGGCAUGGGUGUUGGUCUUUUUCAAGACCUGAGUGGUUUGCUGCAGAGAUGUCUUUACCAGCCGGCAAAAAUCAAAGAGAUAGUGUACCAUGGGCUUGUGAAAGUCGUGUUGGUGAACUCAUUCUCUGCAGGAGCUGUCCUUGAUUUCCUCUUGCCUCACUUCCUUCGGUUUUAUAAGGAGGAUGAAGAUGUUCUGCUCAACAUUAUUCAUUGUGUUAAAUCAGAGAGUGGGAAAGUAUACAUUGAAGAGCCAUUAGAUUGCCUUCUGUCUUGCAUCUCUUGGAUUCUUCUUCUUCAGCCUCGUGGUAAAACCAACCAUCCAGAAGAUUCAUGGGCUUGCUUUGGUUUCUCCCUUACUCCAGAGAAUGAGGGAGGAAGGAUAUCUUCUGGUGAGCCACUGUCCACUGCUUUAUCAAAGAUCCGGAAAUUACUGAGAACUGGAAAUUUGGAAGGCUUAUUGGGUCUGACUCAGGAUGCUGGCUCCUCACUGCUGCAAGAAGAGAAGUACAAAUACUGUGCUUUUGUUUUAUCAGGAGUUUUUGAGGUGCUGCUGAACAUGGUUGCCACUGAAAUGCAGAAAGUGAAUGAUGCAAAAAGAGUGGAUUAUGAGAAAGAGCUUAUUGAGCUUGUUGAUGCGUACACAUCUUUGGCAAAGUACAAAUGCACAUCUAAACAGGGUAAUGGUAUGAGAAGAGGGAUAAUAGGAUCUAGUGCUAAAGGUACACCAGAUGACUUUGAUGCAAGCAACACAAAAUUUUCUCAAGAGAAAACACCUUUCUUGGCAACUUCUAGUAUAUAUCAGAUACUGCAAACAGCCAUGAAAUUAUAUAAAUCUGACUGCUCCACUGACAUUCCAGCUUCCGAGGACCAUAACCAGUUACCCUCAAUCAAGGCAUUGUCUUGCUGUUCUAAAAUUUUUUCAUUUGUUUUGAAUGCUUCCUUUCUUCAAAUAAAGUCUUUUCUUUUUGUUGGAAAUGAUGAUCCAUUGAAGGCUCUUAUCUACGGGGAUAUCAAGGUCUUGGGGCCUCUUCUGCUUAAAUUGGUUUGGCUGCUGAUAUCAGGGCUGAAGUUCGGAAAAGAUCAGAAGAAAAAUGAAGUCAAGGUUAGGAAACAUGUUGAAGACAGUAAGGAACAUGCCCAUAUAGCCUUGGCUUGCCUAAAAGAGUUGAUAGCGAUCAGUUUGUUGGGACCAGACCAUACAGGCUUGAUUGAAGAUUUGGUGUCAGUCUCUUUGCCUGAGCAUGAAUCAAAUAAGCUGGAUGUGGGUUGGGAAGAUGACUGUCGAGAAGAUUUUGGCAUUGAUGAUUCGCACACAAGAAGUAAAGAAUUGUUCAUCAAAAAAUGCAUCAAACCAUUGUUAUCUGAGCUUCUUUCACUUUCAUUUCUCCGUGAAGUUGAGAUACUAUUUGAUAUAACAAUGAUGAUUGGGAACAAGUUACCUUGUGAAAGAAGAAACAUUCUUGGAGCCUGGGCAAUACAAAUCUGCAGAAUCAUUAAUGUGGCAGAUUCAAAAGUAGCAAAAAGUGUAGUUUCACUUGCUCUUUGUUUAAGUUCUCCUCCAAAUGAUUUAGUUGUGGCCCAAGACAUGGCCCAAGAGCUAUUUAAAGUAGUGGGAUCAGAGACAGCUGACCCUAUUGAGAUGUCUGAAAUCUACCCUGUCAUAAAGCAAUCUACGCACACUGCAAUAACUUCUUCCAUGCUGCAGUUAAUUGAAUCAGUUGUAGCAGAAAUGAACCGUAUUAUAAUAAAACUGAAGACAUGUCUAGCAGCAAUUCACAAAGGCAUUCCCCUUUAUUCUAAUGAAGAACAAGCCCCAGUAUUAGCUUUGGAAGAGACACUUUACUUGAGGGCCGAAGCUGUGGUGAGAGUCUUGUCUUCUUUUGUGUUGAUGGAACUUAAAGAUUCUCAAGCGGAACAUUUGCUCAGAUUGGCUGCAAAAUUUUACAAGAAUUUAGCUCAACUGUCAAAGCUUCGGAUUGCUCCUAAGGGCUGCAAACAAGUUUUACCCAGCCUUAAAUUCCAGAAGCUUGUGGAGACUACCUGCAAACAGCUAACUGCUCCUCUGUAUAAUUUUGUGGCACAGGUUCAACGGAAUCAGCAACGAAGUACAAAAAGUAUAAGAAUUAUCAACAAGAUCAAGAGGGAGAAUAGAUGCAUACCUGACUUGAUCUUCCAGAUAGAAGAUUAUGAAAAAUAUCUCAUCCAACUUAGCAAGCUUAGCAAAGUUAAUUUGUUGAGGCAUGCCAAGCGAAGCACUUCCAGGGAUUUCAAGAUAUUAGACCCCAACCAGAUUGUCAUGGAAGAAGGUGCAAACCAGGAAGCCAACCACAAUAAUUCUCCUGCUGCAGCUCAAAAUGAUUCAGGAGAGGAAUCUGAAGACAACGAUGGAAAUGGCUCUCAGGGUGGCUCGUUACCCAAACUUCACAAUCCUUUGGCUGCAGAGGCAUCCGAAUCUGAUGGCGAAGAUGGAAAUGCGCUUCCCAGUGCCAAGAGAGCCAAGAGAAAUAACGUUGUGCAGGACUCAGACUCAGAGGAUGAAGUUUAGCCAUAACAAAUUAAGGGAGCUAAGGCCUAAGAUGGAGCUGCUGGGAUGGGAACUGAUGGAUGUUUGUACAUAUUUUUUGGGAUCUAAUUCUUGUUAGUUUGGAAAUUUGCAUGAAGGAUGAACGGUUAGUGAGAAAACUUUAACAAACUUUAAUGAGUUGUGCAGGAUUCUUCU
Diospyros lotus (date-plum) is the source of this 4208-nucleotide messenger RNA. RefSeq lists its product as uncharacterized. The coding region runs from base 45 to 4034 and encodes 1329 amino acids. NCBI's taxonomy places the organism in Eukaryota, Viridiplantae, Streptophyta, Magnoliopsida, Ericales, Ebenaceae. The transcript is spliced from 13 exons. Gene Ontology annotation, molecular function: DNA polymerase binding. The record is from RefSeq and is a predicted model, not a curated record. Gene Ontology annotation, biological process: DNA repair.